Messenger RNA from Effrenium voratum, 237 nucleotides. The record is from the annotation of a GenBank genome assembly. Lineage: Eukaryota; Dinophyceae; Suessiales; Symbiodiniaceae.
AUGCGGUCGGUCAUGGGCGCAGUGGACACAGAGACCGAUGAGGAGCCCUCGGUGACCGUCCAGCAGUUCGCAGACUCCUUGGCCCUGGAGAAGCUGGAGGCGCAGCACUUCCUCCGCUUUCUCAACUUGGGAGGCACUGGGUCCAUGGGAGUGAGUAGCCCUGAGGGCUCAACGAUGUCCUUUGGAAGGAAACGAUGCUGGAGCGGCGAGACCAUGGUGAUUUCCCGGGUGACAUGA